Vicugna pacos (alpaca) is the source of this 2265-nucleotide messenger RNA. The record is from RefSeq and is a predicted model, not a curated record. NCBI's taxonomy places the organism in Eukaryota, Metazoa, Chordata, Mammalia, Artiodactyla, Camelidae.
AUGCAAGUUUCUCAUCACGGUGCCCAGCACGCAGAAGGGGCUGUGUCUGGAGCAGGUGAUACACGCUCACUACGGUGGGUCAGGAAUCCCCCUGGGGGUUUGGCCAGCGAGCGGGGUCGGGGGGCAGGAGGGGUGCGAGCCUCUGUCAGGGAGCUGACCGCUGCUUGCCUUCCAGGCCCGCUGCCCAAGCCCUCCCUCCAAGCCCUGCCCAGCUCCCUCGUGCCCCUGGGGACGCCGGUGACCGUCCGCUGCCAGGGGCCUCCAGGCGUGGACUUGUACCGCCUGGAGAAACUGAAAUCCAGCCAGUAUUUCGAUUAUGGGGUUCUCUCCUUCUCUGCCAUGGAGAAACGUUUCGCCGGGGUCUACCGCUGCUCGUACCAGAACGGGAGCCGCUGGUCUCUCCCCAGCAGCCAGCUGGAGCUGGUGGCCACUGGCGUUUUCACCAAGCCCUCACUCUCAGCCCAGCCCAGUGCAGCGGUGUCCCCAGGGAUGGACGUGACUCUGCGGUGUGAGAGCCAAUACGGUUUUGACCGAUUUGCUCUGUACAAGGAGGGAGACGCUGGGCCCUACAAGAGACCCGAGCAGUGGUACCUGGCCGACUUCCCCAUCACCACAGUGACUGCUGCCAACAGCGGGACUUAUCGAUGCUACAGCUUUUCCAGCAGUUCCCCGUACCUGUGGUCAGCCCCCAGCGACCCUCUGGAGCUCGUGGUUAAAGGUCAGCGGUGCAGACCAAAGCUUUCUCCCUCGGCCUUCACAGGCCCUGAUGGAAGUUCCAAGGGGAGGGACCUAAAAGCAUGGAGGAAGCAGGAGGGCAGGAGGGGACGGGGGCUUUGGAGGGUGACGCUUCUUUAUUUUUAUUUUCCAGGGGAGGAAACUGAGUUGCAGAGAGGCUUUUCUAUUUGCUCAGGAUCUAACCCUAACGGAGCACAGAACUCUCUUUGUAUCUUUCCUGAUUCCUCAGGGACCUCCGUGACCCCCGGCUGGCUGCCCACAGAGCUGCCGUCCUCUGCAACAGAAUCGUCAGAAGCCCCCGGGAGGCUGAGCCCCUCGCUCGUGAACCAAGGCUCCACGGCUGAAUCUUCUAGGAAUAUCACCGUACUUCCAGAGGCGUCAGACCCUCCAGCUGGUCCCGCCCUCCAGCGCUACACUGAGGGCAAUCUGGUCCGGAUCUGCCUCGGGGGUGUGGUUCUAAUAUUCCUGGUGGGGAUUCUGGCAGAAGAUUGGCACAGCCGAAGGAAACCCCUGAGGCGCCGGGUCAGAGCGGCCCACAGGCCCCUCCCACCCCUCCCACCCCUCCCACCCCGCCCGCAGACCUAGGAACUACACAGCGGUCAGGACAGGGGUCGACCGGAUGGUCAUAACCACGGAUAGCAUCAUUAGAAUCCCAAGGUUUGCUUGCAUCUAAGAGACAGGUCGUGGGAGUGGGGAGGGGACGUAGAGUGUGUGGAGCGUGAGGGCAGAAGAACAGAGGCUACAAGCUGUGGAAGUGGAGGCUCUUCUUGGCGCCCCAGCAGGAGUUGUUGAGCCUCUGUCUGACUCUCUGUCCUAGGACCCCCUGUUUGGGAUGGAAGGAAUCUAGUGGAUGCCAAAGGCUCCUCACUGACAUCUUGCUCAUUGUGAGCCGUGUGGCAUCCUAACUGGAUCAUCAUACUUACCUCUCUCUCCAACCUUCUCUACCAUGGGUUCCAGAUCAGCCUCUAAUAUUCCCAGCUCUCACAGCUGACCUGUUCUGUCCCCUGCACAAAACUCUCCCACAUCCCAUUUGCCCCCUGUUUUUUUCUUUUCCUGGUUAUCCCCAAACCUAACUUUCACUCAAGACCUAUCUUAAGCUGCAGUUGGAAAAAUGGCCUUUUGUUCCUUGAGAUGGACCUGGUUUCUUUCAAGCUUUUGGGUGUUCUAUUCAUUUCCUCUACAAUAGAAUAAUAAUUCUAACUAACGUCGCAAUGACUUAUCUUUAUGUUCGAAAAAAGUCCAAAGUCCUAAGCUUGUCCUAAAGGCCAGAAUAGGUAAAGCCAUAGAGACAGAAAAAAAACUGGUGGUUGGCAGGGUUUGAGGGGAGGAAGGAAUAGGGAGUAAUGACUUAAUUAGUAUAGUUUUUUAAAAAAAAUUGUAGUGAUGAAAAUGUUUUGAAACUAGAUAAAGGUGGUGGUUUCACAACAAGGUAACUGUACUAAAUGCCACUGAACUAUUCACUUUAAAAUAGUUACAGCGAGGGGAGGGUAUAGCUCACAUAGCAGAGUGCAUGCUUAGCACGCACAAGGU